Molecule: messenger RNA, 840 nt
Organism: Anopheles cruzii
Lineage: Eukaryota; Metazoa; Arthropoda; Insecta; Diptera; Culicidae
Exons: 7
Coding region: 1-636 (211 amino acids)
Source: RefSeq, a predicted model, not a curated record
AUGGAUGGGAGGAACCGUCGGCGUCAGUUUGGCGGCCCCUGCCACUGUCUCCGGCCCCUGAUACGGCUCUGGGGCGUCGUGACUGCGAUCGUGGUCAGCGGCGUCGGAAUAGACAUAAUGGUCCACGGUUACACUGCAGGUGUUUAUAUUAUAGUUGCCUCCGUAGUUAUAUUCGUACUGGAAAUCAAAUGGCUCUUCACGCUGUUCAUAGUGCUGUUUUGUAAUGUGUGUAAUGGUGGGAAUCUGUGUAACGACUACUCCUCCCGCUGCUAUCGGUGCUGGAGCAUAUGCCGAUUCUGCGGAGGUUGGCACCUAACCUUUCCCUACGUGGCCUUAGGCGUUGCGCUCAUCCUGUGGCCCCACCGGCUGUGGCUGAGCCACGUGGCGGGCGGAUUGCUGAUCGGACUGGCGCUGCUGCGGCUGUUAACGGUUUGCAAGUUUCGACCGCACGAUAAAGACGAUGAGCUUCUCAAUCAUUUCGAUGAGCACGUGGAUAGGUACGACAAUCUGUCCGAUGUGCUGGUUGAUGAUUCGAUGCCCGAACUUGGGCAAAGUUUGGAGGACGAGGACCCAGACGAGGAUGAUGAUGACAACGUGGACGAAGAUGAUGUUGCCAUGCACGGGGUGGACAUUUGACCCGAUCUGCCCGGAAGAAGACAGUCCGUGAUAGCCGUGAGACGAUGCAUGAACCAGAACUACGAAAAGUUGGACAACGAUUGUGACUGUGAUGUCAUCAAAUAGGCCAGCGUUCUGUGGCGAGUUUUGUAAAUAAAGAAAGCCCCCCUUUUGUGCGAUUGUAGCGUCGAAUCCGUUGUACGCUUUGCGUGCGAGGCGCUGUUG